GUUCUUAAAGAGACACUAUAAAGUUGAAUUCUAGUAAUUCCUAACAUAUAAAAUGUGGUUUUGGCCUGAGGCAUGCAAGCUUUUGUUUUUACAAUCUCAUUUUCCUAUUUUUAAAUGCCGUCUUGUUUUUUAAAUGCUAACUCAUGUAGAAAGAAAGUGUGUAAGUUUCUAUACAUGAAGUACUGCCAAUUCAAAAAACAAAUAAACUGAAAACAGUAUGUUUCUCUAAUCUUUUUUUUUAUAAUAACUUAAAGUGUUACUUGUAAAUAAGGUAGGUAUAAAAAAGAAAAAAGACACUGGGAAGACUAUCGUGUCCCUUUAAACAGGCUGCUGUUUUGAGACUGAAAACUUAGAAUUUGGGUUCCAAAUAUGGGAGGAAGGUUAGGAGUGCACAAAUGAUGUUUACAGGACUUCAUUGUGAAUAUAAAUAUUGCUUUAAUUUACAAAAAAUCAUCAAAACACUUCUGUUUCAAGGUUCUCCUGAAAUGUAAAACAAAAGUCUCAGUACUAUGUAAGUGCUUGAGAAUCAGAAAGUGAAUGUAGUUAUAAACAAAAACGAAAUUGACCAGUUUGUUUGCUUUAUCUUUGUUCACUCAAAGUAAACAGUAUCUUUCGCACAUAAAAGUAAAUGGAUUUUAAAAAAUUCUUUUUAAAAAUAAUGUACUUAAAUUUUGAAUGCAUCUCUUUAAAUACAUUUGAAAUAGAAUCUCAAGGGAGAGGUUUACAGAGAAGAAUCUCAAAGAGCGACGUCAGAAAUGGUUUAGAAAAGUACAGGAAUAAGAAAAAGACGGGGGGAGAAGAUAGACAAAACUUGCCCAAGACCUCAUGCUGGCCAUAGACUUUCUCCUCCUAAUCAGCACAAGAGAGAAUUCCUGCUCCUGUGAACAUAAGCUGACCAGUUGGGCAGGUGCCUGCAGUGAAGAACUUCUGCUGGAAGGGAAAGCAUUUUAUUGCAUUAGAAACAAGCCCUGCCUGACACUGAAAAGUUGAUCUUGUUUGGUUCUUGGAAUCCAUUCAGGCCCUGUCAGUCAGAUGAAUUUGCAUUAGUUAGGUUUGCUGUAAAUUACCUGCAAUAGUUAUAAUGACACCAGCCCUCAGAGAGGCAGCAACAAAAGGUCAUGGUAUCCACUUGUCACCUUCUUUGUCCUCUAGAGCUAUGGAGUCUGAUACAACUUUGUGUAUGGAAAAUUCCAGAGCAGUCGAGGAGACGAAAAAAGAGGAUUCCAUCACACAGAUUACUUGUUCAGUCUUAGGAUUUCCCACUGCUGACCUCAACCUCUCUAAUGAUAUCUUCAGUGUAAAACACUUUGGUUCCCCACAAUCUACUAGACAUUAUCAAUCUGUCUUAUUAAUGAGCACAAAUUCUCCAUUAAACCUAAAACCCACCAACAGUAAGCAAAGGAAUUCAGAAGAGCACAGCUGCUCCAAGAUGAGAAAUCUACUACAUAAUGGUGCAACCACACAAAUCAGUCAGACUAAUAAUUCAGAAUCAGAAAACCAGGUCAGAGGGGAAAAUGUAUCAGAGACCAUGUCCCAAAGUUUGGCAGAAAUGCAAAGACUGUUGGAUUCAAAUGUAACUGAAAUCAGUAAUAUGGCGUUUCCAAAGUGUAAAUGGUAUCGGAAGAAUGGCUUUUUGGAUAAGGCUCUGCUAGUACACGGUGAGACAAAAAAAAGCAAUGUAUUGCAUCAAGUUGAGCAUGAGCCUUUGAAACCAGUCAUGAGCUGCACACCCAGGAGUAAAGAGGAGGAGUUGAAUGCUCACUUACUUGAGUAUAUCAGUAGGCAACAAGUUGUGCUCAGUCGAGCCAAAAGAGCUCGGAAACGUUUACAAAUACUCCUGGCAAAGCAUGUUGUCAAACACUGUGAUCACCAGCUGAAAUGCUUUGUGAAACAUCAGCUCCAAAGAAUGAAAGUUUUUCAUGAUCCAACCAGAUUUUUGGACAGUAGCUCCCGUGGAUGCACUGAUAUUAGGGAAGAAAACAGUACAACUAACUUGAAGAAUAAUAAAGACACACAGAAUGGAUUUAACAUUGAACCUGGUGAAAUGUGGGGUUUUGCACACUCUGCUACAGGCUUGCUAUCUCAUGUGGAGAAAGAUCUGGACUCUGAUGCCACUUGCAGUAGUUCAGAUGAAGAUCGUGAUGAACAGACUGUCAGAAAAACUGUGGAAGGCAACUAUAAUUCUGAAUGGAAGUGGCUUUUAAACAGAGCUAAAAUUGGCUACCGUUGGACAUGGCUUCAAACCCAGAUUUCGGAGCUAGAAUACAAAAUCCAACGACUAACCGACCUUCAUAGGCAGAUACGUGCCACCAAGGGGAUGGUGAUCUUAGAAGAAUUCCCACUUCCAAAAGACAUUUUGAAGAAGCAAAUGCAAUUGACAAACCCAGAAGUGUUAUUAAACUCCACAGGGAAUUCUCAAGCUACCUUUGAGAGACAGGAUUCUAUUCCGGAACAUGAUUUUGAAAUGUCACCAAGCAGCCCCACUUUACUUCUACGAAACAUAGAAAAACAGAGUGCUCAACUGAGUGAAAUCAUCAAUAAUCUAAUUGCUCCACUCAAUAUGUCCCCCACAUUCUUUCCUCUCUCUUCCACAUCCUGUAAACACAAACAGCUGGUCAAUGGCGUCUCUCUCAGAGCUUCAGACAACAGAGAGGAAAUGUCAUCUAGUAGCCAGUUGUUUGAUCAUCAACACAUCAAAAAAAGAAGAAAAGACAGGACAAGGCUGAGAUCUCCAUCUGAAACUAUGAGCACGUCAGCCCGAACAAGGCCACUUCAGAGUUUCCAGAAGAGGAAACUAUACCGAAUGAGCAGUGCAUGUUGUUGGAAUAAACAGGCUUUGCCAUCUAGAGAUGCUUCGUUUCCAUAUAAUACACAAGUGCCUUGCAUGGCUCCAGCCUCCAUUUGGAGCAGUUAUGAACGCGAUACAACAUCCAGAAUAGUACAACAUAUACCAGAGAUGGACUCCACUUUUCAUCCUGUGCUGUCAUUCUCUUCAGAUAUUCCUCUUCAUAUAUAUUUUGAAACAUUGUUAAAGGAGGACAAGAUCAAAGGAGAUCCUGUUGACUUCUCAGCACUAGGGGUAGAGUUUAAAAUGUCUCCGUUCAAUGAAUACAAUCAGCAUAAUGCUUCUUUCAAACAAUGGAGCAGUGGCUAUUUACUUAACUCCAGACCUCAAGCUGCAUCAAAAACAUCAGAACUAUUCUCAGAGGGAAGAAAAAAAAGGCACCUAAGUGAGACAGCGAUAGGAGAAUGUAACAGUGAUGCUUUUUGCUUUCGACGUGCAGAACCAGAAUCCCAUAACGAUUUUACUGCAGUGACUCAUGUCAAUUUGAUGUCUAGAGCUACCCCAAACACAUCGUCACAGCAUAGCUCUAGACGGAGACUGAGAAGCGAGAGCUCCUAUGAUAUAGACAACAUUGUUAUUCCUAUGUCACUGGUUGCUCCCUCUAAACUGGAGAAGCUACAAUACAAAGAAAUCCUUACUCCAAGCUGGAGAGUUGUUGAGCUUCAUCCUCUGGGACGAUUUCACAUAGAUGAAGAAGAGAUUGAAGAUCUGUCAGAUGAACUUUUUUCUUCACGUCAUGCAAAAUAUGAACAGCGAGAGAAAGCAAGGUGGUUAUUGUGGGAGCAGAGCCAAUGGCCAAGAAGAAAUAGCAGAUCUUAUAGCAAAAAUGCUGAAGGCCAGCGAGGACAGGAUCCAGUAAUGACAGAAAAUCAUCACAACUCAUGUGCCUUGCUGCAUUGUGCUGCUGAAGCUGUUUCUGACCUUACUUCAGAAAUCCAUGGUUCUGCAUGUUUAAGGGUCCCACAAUCUUCAAAGGAAAACCAAGAAACAAAGUCUGAGCUGUGGGAACUUCGGGUUUUUCCAUUAAAGGAUGAAGACAUAGAAACCUUACGGUGCCAAGACCAAAUAACAAAUCAGAUUGAAAGUUCAAGUGCAGAUUUCCACAGUGACUCCCUCUGUACUUCAUGUACGCCCAUCAGUGGCCAUCCACCAAGAAAACAACCUGCAGAAGAACUGGACGACUGUAAAAGUGUUUUCCUAGGACUCGGCAGCACAAGAAAACACAGGUGACAGGGAAUAAUGUGUUUCAUUAAGAAAGCCAGUUAAGGUGGAGAAAAGCAUAAGGUAAAAUCUCUGUUAUUCACACAACACAAUUCAGAUACUGUACAUUAGCAUCAUAUAAUAUAUUUUCUUUCUUGCUUUGUAACAGGCAGGAUAAAACCCCAAACGCAACAGUUUCUUCUUCCUGAACCACAAGAGAAACUAAUUGUUUCGAGCUGGAAGUCUAGUAUUGCCUGUGUUGAAAAUGGGCACAUCUAAAUAGCUGGCUUAUGGGUUACUGCUUUCUGUUGUCAUAUUGCCACAUUCUUUAAUAUGCUUCCUUUUUUUUCUUUCAUAUGAGUGUAUGGUUUUGAUAAGACAGCAGAACACACUUUAUUCCUUUAAACAAACAACUUCAAAACACAGAAAAACUACUUGAAAUGACAGUGAGAAGGUUAAUUUAAAAAAAAAAGUUUUCUUUAUUGGCAUGAGCUUGUGACAAAUACCUGCCUUGUUUUAAAUGCAUGUUUGAAAUCCACUGAAUAUUUAAAUACCAGUAAUUUUUAAAUACUUUCAAAAGCAUUAUUUGGGUUUAAAAUGAGUCACUCAGUCAACACUCAUUAAUGUUUGUUUCAUGAAGAAAUUUUCAACACACAAAUAAAUAUAUCACUAUAUUUUCAUAGUUGAUACAAAAGGUAGAGAGUUUUGUAUUUCAUUAAUUAAAUGAAGGUACAGUUCUUUGAAUAUAAUUUUGGAUCACCAGAUAUUUGGAGACCUAAUUCCUAGCCCUACUGUAACUAAUGCAGUUUAUAACUUGUGUGGUGUAAUGUCUUAACAAAAGUUUAGCUGUUAUGAUUUCCUGCCAACUAUGCAAAAGUAGAGUGAUUAACCACAAAAAGAAUACAUUUUUAAUAAGGACAUCAUAAGGGCAAAAAACCUUUCACAAUGUUAAUAAAAAAAUUUAUUUUUAAAUUUGCAGCCAUUUACUCAAAGGAAAAUAAAGCAAAUUGUUUAAGCUCAUACAUUCUGAAUUACAGUAUUUAGAAUUUAUCUACAUUCUCAAGUGACACUAAUAGAAGAUGAAGCAUACCAGAAUGAAUUAUACAGCAGUAUUCAUUGACAUCGAUAGAAUA
Messenger RNA from Pelodiscus sinensis (Chinese soft-shelled turtle), 5178 nucleotides. Lineage: Eukaryota; Metazoa; Chordata; Testudines; Trionychidae. The record is from RefSeq and is a predicted model, not a curated record.